AUGGCACAGAGCGAGGCGCAGGGCUUCAGUGAGGUGGUGGAGCUCAACGUGGGGGGGCAGGUGUACGUGACCCGGCUGGACACUUUGACAGCGGUGCCCAACUCUUUACUUUGGAGCAAGUUUACGCAGAGCGCCCCGAGCGACCUGCCCAAAGACAGCAAGGGCCGCUUCUUCUUCGACCGCGACGGCUUUCUGUUCCGUUACAUUCUGGAUUACUUACGCGACUCUGACCUCAUUCUGCCAGAGUUCUUCAAAGAGCGGAAGAGGCUGCUGAAAGAAGCUGACUUCUACCAGUUACCAGAGCUGGCAAGGCUCCUGGACACGGCCAGCAAAGAGAACUCCUCCGCAGAGGACAGCGGGGAGGCCGAGGAGUCCGAGCUGAGCCCGAUCACCUCAUCCUCGGACAGAGGGUCCCGCUCCCCAGGGGCCCGCUCCCCAGGGGCCCGCUCCCCGGGGGGCUGCUCCGGGUACAUCACUGUGGGAUACAGGGGCAGCUACACCAUCGGGAGAGACAUCCAGGCGGACGCCAAGUUCCGCAGAGUGGCCAGAAUAACAGUGUGCAGCAAGAUCUCUCUGGCUAAAGAAGUGUUCGGAGACACGCUGAACGAGAGCCGAGACCCGGACCGGCCCCCGGACCGCUACACGGCCAGAUACUACCUCAAGUACAACUUUCUGGAACAGGCCUUUGACAAGCUGGCGGAGGCGGGCUUCCACAUGGUGGCAUGUAACUCCACCGGGACCUGCUCCUACGGGAGCAACGACCCCGGAGAGGACAAGCUGUGGACCAGUUACACCGAGUAUGUGUUCAGCCGGUGA
Molecule: messenger RNA, 816 nt
Organism: Knipowitschia caucasica
Lineage: Eukaryota; Metazoa; Chordata; Actinopteri; Gobiiformes; Gobiidae
Source: the annotation of a GenBank genome assembly